This is a messenger RNA of Lycium barbarum (goji berry), 2187 nucleotides long. RefSeq names its product 1-aminocyclopropane-1-carboxylate oxidase homolog. Bases 425 to 1552 code for a protein of 375 amino acids. The transcript has 3 exons. The record is from RefSeq and is a predicted model, not a curated record. NCBI's taxonomy places the organism in Eukaryota, Viridiplantae, Streptophyta, Magnoliopsida, Solanales, Solanaceae.
AAAUCAGCCGUUUGACGAGUGCGAUCAUGAUUAGCCUCAUUUGAGGCUGCUUUUAUCUCAGUUUUAUAAAGUUCUGCAAAUAUGCCUCUAUUUUAAUGAUAUAUUUAUGUGAUAUUGUUUAAAAACAAUAUAUAGUAAGCGCUGCCCCUAUAAGAUUAUUGCUCACUACUUUUUCCAGAAACAAGAAAGCCACCAUUUAAAUAAUGUUUACUGGACCACUAGGAUUUAACUAAAGUAUUUGCUGCUUAUGUCAAUUUUUAUCCAACCAAGUGGCUGUUAAUAGCUUGGAAUUAAUCUCAUUCUUAUCAUCUUCCUGACCUUCAUAAAACUGGCUUCAAAUUUGGAAAUUUCAUAGUUUUAGGAGACUCUUUUGUUUGUACCUUUUUGUUUUUGGUACAUUCUUUUGUCUUUACCUUUAUUAAAGAUGGUAACUGUCUCCAACACACAACAAAUUCAGGACAAUUCCUCACCAAGCUAUGAUAAAAACAGUGAACUGAAAGCCUUUGAUGACACAAAAGCCGGUGUCAAAGGUCUAGUUGAUGCUGGAACUACUGAAAUCCCUCGGAUAUUCAUCCAUCCAGAGGUCUCGGGCUCGAGGCCUACCCCGAGCCUCGAGGAAACACAUUUUAUUUUUCCGUUGAUAGAUCUCGAAAACAUCAGUAAAGAUCCUAUUAAGCACAAAGAGAUUGUUGAAAAAGUUGGAGAUGCAUCAGAGACCUGGGGUUUCUUCCAAGUGAUCAAUCAUGGUAUUCCUGAGUCCGUCCUGGACGAAAUGAUGAGAGGAGCACGUCGUUUCUUCGAGCAAGAUAUCGAAGUUAAAAAGAAAUAUUAUCAUCGCGAUUAUACACAGAGAGUGAUUUAUAACAGCAAUUUUGAUCUGUAUAGUCCUAAAGCUCUAGUAGCAAACUGGAGAGACUCACUUUAUUCCACUAUGGGUCCUGAUCCUUUUAAUCCUGAGGAAUUGCCUGAGGCCUGCAGGGAAAUAACAAUGGAGUACUCUGAUCAUGUAAUGAAAAUGGGGUGCACCUUGCUUGAGUUACUUUCAGAGAGUCUUGGUCUAAAACCUAGUCAUCUCAGAGAAAUGGAAUGUUCAAAGGGUCUUAGCAUUUUGUGCAAUUACUAUCCAUCAUGCCCACAGCCAGAACUAACCAUAGGCCUCAGCAAACACACAGACAAUGACUUCUUCACAGUCCUUCUGCAAGAUAAUAUUGGAGGCCUCCAAGUUCUUCAUCAGAAUCAUUGGGUUGAUGUUCCUCCCACACCUGGAGCUUUAGUGAUAAAUAUUGGAGAUGUUCUCCAGCUCAUAUCAAAUGACAAGUUUAAAAGUGUAGAUCAUAGAGCUUUGUCAAACAAAGUUGGUCCAAGAAUAUCAGUAGCAAGCUUCUUCAGCUCGGGGCCAUUGCCAUCUUACAGACUAUAUGGACCAAUUGAGGAGCUUCUAUCAGAAGACAAUCCUCCAAAGUAUCGCGCAACGACAUUGAAGGACUUCUAUGAUUAUUUCAGCCAGAAAGGGCUUGAUGGAACUUCCAAUCUGUCUCGCUACAGAAUCUAAACUUAGAUAUGGAGUCGAAAACUUAGGGGUCGUUUUGUUCACAUUGUAGUUAUACGCAGGGAUUGUAAUGCAAGGAUUUUUAUACAGUAAAUAGUAGAAACUAAUAUCAAUGAUAAUGUGAAAUUGUUAUAAAUAUUUUAUUAUGAACUCAGUUUGUUUAGAUAGUAUUAACUUGAGGUUGGUGAAGGAACUCAUAAACUUUUUAUUAUGGAUCCGUCUCUGUAAUAUUAAGCAUCCGAUUUCACUAUUGGUCAAAUUAAUUGCAAGAAGUGGAAACAUAUUUUGUACAAAAAAGAGCAUAAUCUGUAGCAUACAGAGAAUAGUACCAAGAGUAGAAAAAAGAAAAAAGAAAAUAUAAAUUUGGUUUCCUGGAAAUUGCCAAGGAGAAUUAAAGAUUAGUCUCACUUUUGAUGGUGAGGUGGUGCAGUAUCCAUUCUUUCAGGAAGACUAUCAAACCUCGACAAUAUCCAAGUUUCAAUGACUUUUUGUCAUUUUGUGAGAUUUCAAGGGGUCUGUAUUUGGACUUUUCUAUUUCCAUAUAUCCUUUUCAUAUUUUAUUUCUAUUUUAAUUGACAAAUGACAUUUUGUUAAGACUGAAUCAACCCUACUAUAUAUAGAGAGCAAAUGCCGACCAG